UACAGUGGGUGUGUUGUGUUUAGGAAGUUGCUCAAUCUCGGAAAAGACACAUAUUACUGCACUGUUUACAGUCCGUUUUCUACUCUUCUGCUUUUAUGGGUGCACUCAGUGGAGGUGAGGACAAUAAUCAACCAAAGCAGCCCUGUGGUUUGUAGUCUACAUCAUGUCGGUAUGACUGUCAGAUAAAGGCGAGUCAGUACGUUCACUUACAAUGAACAAUUCAGUAACUUCCUGUACUUACAUCCGCAACCUCAGCUAUAGUUUACGUCUCAAGGUGUCAGACUUUCUGGACCCUCAAAACAGGUGGAAAGAUGUUAUUAUUUCAAUACGGAAGCCGAGUGGGGAGUUUCGAUAUUCCCAGCUUCAUGUGAAGAGAUUUGAAGGCCUCAUACUUCAGGGUAAAAGUCCAACAAUGGAGCUGCUGGCUGACUGGGGAACCACCAACAGUACAGUGGGUGAACUUGUGGACAUCCUGAAGAGUAACAAGUUACUGGCUGCUGCUUGUCUGUUACUACCUGACACGGUUGACGACUCAGUCCCCAUAGUGACACAGCCGGCUUCUGGAUCUGUACAAACAUACAGCUCCCGUCCUACCAGAGUACUGGAAGAGAGAGAUCCACAGCCACCACCUGUCACCUCUGUGCUGCAAACACAGACUCUACUGGAGAACUCCGAUCCAGACCAACCAGGUUUGUCUAGUUUCUUGUACAAUGAGCUGAUGACCAUCACAGGUAACUUCGAUGAUCGCCCUAUAUCAGACGGCGGCAGCAGACUGGGAGAGGGAGGUUUUGGCACAGUAUACAAAGGUCUCCUGAAUGACAAGCCUGUAGCAGUUAAAAAACUCAAUCCAAUGGAGGACGUCUCCAUCGAUGAGCUGCGGGUUCAGUUCGAACAGGAGAUCCAAACUCUGAGAGCGUUGAAACAUGACAACUUAGUCGACAUGGUCGGAUUUUCCUGUGAUGGACAACACCCGUGUUUGGUGUAUGCCCUCAUGGCCAAUGGCUCUUUGCUAGAUCGACUAGCUUGCUUGGAUGAAAGCCCUCCACUGUCCUGGCUGCAGAGGUGCACAGUCGCUGAAGGGACAGCAAGAGGCUUGGAGUAUCUGCACAACAACCAUCAUGUCCACAGAGAUGUGAAAAGUGCAAAUAUCCUGUUGGAUGAAAAACUAGUGGCAAAGAUCUCCGACUUUGGGCUGACGAGAGCAUCCCCGAAGCGCACGUCGACAACCAUGAUGACGGAGAGGAUCGUGGGUACCCGUGCAUACAUGGCACCCGAGGCUCUGAGAGGCGAGAUCACGGCAAAAUCAGACGUCUUCAGCUUUGGAGUGGUGUUGUUGGAAAUAUUGUCUGGACUCCCGCCAGCCGCUGAAAACCGUGAGCCACAGUUCCUGAUGGAGAUAAGGUACGACAUAGACGAUGAAGACGAGGAUCUGACCUUGGAGGACUUCCUGGACAAAAAGAUGGGCGACUGGGAGCUGAGCCAGGCGGAGAGUAUGUACUCUUUGGCCUGUAACUGUCUCCUCGAGAGGAAAAACAGACGGCCCGUCAUCAAGCAGGUCCUGAUGGAGGUGAAAGGAGUGGUCAAAAACAUUUCACUGGAUCAUAAGGUCCAGAAGUGAAACAAGAGACGAGAAGACAAAAGAUUUCUGAGCCUGCUGAAGUAACAGUGCACCUGCUUCUCACCAGAGGAGAAUGAGAAAUCAAUGUUGCUUGUUUACCAUGACUGACAAAUACGUAUUUUUUUUCCAUGAAUAUUGUCUUUUAAAUGAUUCAGUAUAUUUUUUAUAAGAGCGUAUGUAUUCUUGUUUUGUCUUUUCAUGUCUUGCAGAGGUUGGAAACAAUCAUCCUCACCGGUUUGUGACGACAAAAGAAUAAAAUUCAUGACAACA
Molecule: messenger RNA, 1888 nt
Organism: Labrus mixtus (cuckoo wrasse)
Lineage: Eukaryota; Metazoa; Chordata; Actinopteri; Labriformes; Labridae
Gene: irak4
Product: interleukin-1 receptor-associated kinase 4
Exons: 11
Coding region: 212-1618 (468 amino acids)
Biological process (GO): protein phosphorylation; signal transduction
Molecular function (GO): ATP binding; protein serine/threonine kinase activity; magnesium ion binding
Source: RefSeq, a predicted model, not a curated record